AUGCGAGUAACAUUAUUAACAGUGGCGAUAGCCCUUUUGGGCGCAGCCCUCGGAGACGAAGUACCAACAGAAGACAAUGUUCUAGUUCUUAGCAAAGCUAACUUCGAAAAUGUUAUUUCCAAUAACGACUUCAUUUUGGUAGAGUUCUAUGCUCCAUGGUGCGGUCAUUGUAAAUCAUUGGCGCCGGAAUAUGCUAAGGCUGCCACGACGUUGAACGAAGAGGAAUCGCCUAUCAAACUCGCUAAAGUUGAUGCCACACAAGAGCAGGAACUCGCCGAAAGCUAUGGUGUAAGGGGAUACCCAACAUUGAAGUUCUUUAAAAAAGGCAGCCCUAUUGAUUACACAGGUGGAAGGCAAGCUGAUGAUAUUAUUGCAUGGCUUAAGAAGAAAACUGGACCACCAGCCACAGAGAUCACAUCUGCAGAGCAAGCUAAGGAAUUGAUUGCUGCCAACAACGUUGCCAUCUUUGGUUUCUUCCCUGACCAGGCAACUGAUAAGGCAAAGGCUUUCCUUAAUGUUGCUGGGCUUGUUGACGAUCAAGUAUUUGCCCUGGUUUCUGACGAGAAGGUCAUUGAAGAGCUUGAAGCGCAACCUGAAGAUGUUAUCUUAUUUAAAAACUUUGAGGAGCCACGUGUCAAGUAUGAAGGUGAAGCAUUCGAUGAAGACCUCUUUAAAACAUGGGUCUUUGUGCAAAGCAUGCCCGUUAUUGUGGAAUUCUCCCAUGAGACAGCAUCCAAGAUCUUCGGUGGACAAAUCAAAUACCACUUGCUUCUUUUCUUCUCCAAGAAAAACGGCGACUUCGAAAAGUACCUUGACGAGUUGAAGCCUGUCGCUAAAAACUACCGCGACAGGAUCAUGGCCGUAGCUAUUGACACGGACGAGGACGAUCACCAAAGGAUUCUGGAGUUCUUCGGCAUGAAGAAGGACGAAGUGCCGUCAGCUCGCCUCAUUGCCCUGGAACAGGACAUGGCCAAAUACAAGCCAACGAGCUCUGAACUCAGCGCCAACGCCAUUGAGGAGUUCGUGCAGUCUUUCUUCGCGGGAACGCUGAAACAGCACCUGCUCAGCGAGGACCUGCCCGCCGACUGGGCCGCCAAGCCGGUGAAGGUGCUGGUCGCGACCAACUUCGACGAGGUGGUGUUCGACAGCAACAAGAAGGUGCUAGUCGAGUUCUACGCCCCGUGGUGCGGUCAUUGCAAGCAGCUAGUGCCAAUCUAUGACAAGCUGGGAGAACACUUUGCCAACGACGAAGAUGUCGUCAUCGCCAAAAUGGAUGCCACCGCCAAUGAGCUGGAACACACAAAGAUUACCUCAUUCCCGACCAUCAAACUGUACACUAAGGACAACCAGGUUCGCGAGUACAAUGGCGAAAGAACGCUGGCCGGUCUCACCAAGUUCGUAGAGACCAAUGGUGAGGGAGCAGAGCCAGUACCCAGUGUAAGCGAAGACGACGAAGAUGACGAGGCACCUGCCCGCGAUGAGUUA
This is a messenger RNA of Iphiclides podalirius (scarce swallowtail), 1485 nucleotides long. NCBI's taxonomy places the organism in Eukaryota, Metazoa, Arthropoda, Insecta, Lepidoptera, Papilionidae. The record is from the annotation of a GenBank genome assembly.